This is a messenger RNA of Odontomachus brunneus, 946 nucleotides long. RefSeq lists its product as uncharacterized. The transcript is spliced from 5 exons. Lineage: Eukaryota; Metazoa; Arthropoda; Insecta; Hymenoptera; Formicidae. Bases 1 to 702 code for a protein of 233 amino acids. The record is from RefSeq and is a predicted model, not a curated record.
AUGACGGAGUUUGCAGUUGUUGAAUUUGUCGACGGUGUUCAAUUAGUACCCAAACUUUGGUUACAAGAAGAUAACACUUGUUAUUGGCCAAAAUUACAGAACCAGUCUAAAUACUAUAAAUUAGUUGUAAAUAAAGAGCCGUAUAAUUUGCAAUGGGAAAAAUACAAUAUCAUUUCAGUUCUAGCAGAAACUGAUACGUUUCGGAAAGGACUCGCAAAAUUAAAAGAAUCCGAAAUCUUUACUGACAUUAAUACAUAUAUCGAUGAAAUAACUGGGAGAAAGAAGAGAAAAAGAAUCCAAAAAGGAAUUACUUCUUCUAGUGAUGAAAAUUGCGACGAUGAUAUAGAAAUAGAAAAAUUUCCUUACAAUAAGCCCUACAAUAAGCGACCUAUUAUUCUGACUUUUAUUGUACUACCCGUAUCUACACAUUUUUCAUCACUAAGGAGUCAUCAAUCUUCUUCAAAACCUCGAUGCUAUGAAGCAAUAAAAAAGUACGGAGGUGAAAGUAUUACACAAUUAAAAACACUGAUAGCAAAAUCAAACAAUUUUAUAAACAGAUGCUUCGCUGAAACAAAAAUAGAUAUUCAUAAAAUAUUAGAAAACCAAGAAAAUAUUUUAGUUCGACUCUCUGCGCUGGAAGGCUGUAAUUUUGCUUCUAUUAUACAUAAUAACUAUGUUUCAUCUUUUCCUUUAAAAAAAUGAAGAUGAUCUACAAGAUUUAGAAGAUAAUCUUCUUCUACAAGAUUUUCGAUUUGCUUGAUAGAGCAGCUGAAAAAAAUAGGAGACCGUAAUGCCAAGGACACCGUUUAUAAUUUGAUGAAAGAAGUAUUUACUAGUGAUUUAGCAGCACGAUUUUUAUGGCUUGGUCUUAAAAAGAAAAAGAAGUUAUGUACUCUUCGUCUGUCAAAUAUUCUUAUAGAAGUCGUCCAUUUGAACCACACCAUCU